This is a messenger RNA of Callorhinus ursinus (northern fur seal), 4478 nucleotides long. It is a transcript of the gene TGFB2, whose product is annotated as transforming growth factor beta 2. Gene Ontology annotation, molecular function: cytokine activity; growth factor activity; transforming growth factor beta receptor binding. NCBI's taxonomy places the organism in Eukaryota, Metazoa, Chordata, Mammalia, Carnivora, Otariidae. Gene Ontology annotation, cellular component: extracellular region. The record is from RefSeq and is a predicted model, not a curated record. Gene Ontology annotation, biological process: transforming growth factor beta receptor signaling pathway; regulation of cell population proliferation.
UCGCCCCCAGAGCGCGCACACGCGCGCGCGCGCUCACACACCCGCUCACACACUCACACACUCACACACUCACACACGUGUGCGCUCUCCGCUCCGGAGCCGCGGCUGCUCCCGCUCUCAGCGCCGCAGUGGAAGGCAGGGCCGAACCGCUCCUUCUUUAAAUACCUAAAUUACCGCCCGGCCAGCCUCGGCGGCCCCCCGCACAGCGCUCCCGGCGCCCCUCCCGCCAGCUCGCCAGCUGCCAGCCCCGGGACCUUUUCAUCUCUUCCCUUUUGGCCGGAGGAGCCGAGUUCAGAUCCGCCACUCCGCACCCGAAACUGACACACUGAACUCCGUUUCCUCUUAAAUUUAUUCCUGCCUAAUAGCCACUCGCCUCUUUUUUUCCCCCCAUCUCGUCGCUCCAAGAAAACUUUUUCUUACUCCUCAAAGUUAGGGUUCCCCCUGCCCAUCGUGUAUUAAUAUUUCCACUUUUGGAAAGACUUGCAUUUUCUUUUUAAAGGAAUUCAAGCAAGAUAGCUUUUUCUAUUGGACGUUGACUCUCGAUUGUUUGCAAAAGUUUCGCAUUAAAAAAAAAAAAAUCUACCUGAUCUGUACUUGAGAGUUGUUGGUUUCUUUUUUUUUCUUAGUUUUUUUUUUUUCUUUUUUUUUUUUUUAACUUUUUCCACCUUUAAAAAAAAUGCACUACUGUGUGCUGAGCGCUUUUCUGAUCCUGCAUCUGGUCACGGCCGCGCUCAGCCUGUCUACCUGCAGCACGCUCGAUAUGGACCAGUUCAUGCGCAAGAGGAUCGAGGCGAUCCGCGGGCAGAUCCUGAGCAAGCUGAAGCUCACCAGCCCCCCAGAAGACUAUCCCGAGCCCGAGGAAGUCCCCCCGGAGGUGAUUUCCAUCUACAACAGCACCAGGGACUUGCUCCAGGAGAAGGCGAGCCGGAGGGCGGCCGCCUGCGAGCGCGAGAGGAGCGACGAGGAGUACUACGCCAAGGAGGUUUACAAAAUAGACAUGCCGCCCUUCUUCCCCUCGGAAACUGUCUGCCCAGUUGUUACAACACCCUCUGGCUCAGUGGGCAGCUUGUGCUCCAGACAGUCCCAGGUGCUCUGUGGGUACCUUGAUGCCAUCCCGCCCACUUUCUACAGACCGUACUUCAGAAUUGUCCGAUUUGACGUCUCGGCGAUGGAGAAGAAUGCAUCCAAUUUGGUGAAAGCAGAGUUCAGAGUCUUUCGUUUGCAGAACCCAAAAGCCAGAGUGCCCGAACAGCGGAUCGAACUGUAUCAGAUUCUCAAAUCCAAAGAUUUAACGUCUCCAACCCAGCGCUACAUUGACAGCAAAGUCGUCAAGACGAGAGCAGAAGGCGAAUGGCUUUCCUUUGACGUGACUGACGCCGUCCAUGAAUGGCUCCACCAUAAAGACAGAAACCUGGGAUUUAAAAUAAGUUUACACUGUCCCUGCUGCACCUUUGUACCAUCUAAUAAUUACAUCAUUCCCAAUAAAAGUGAAGAGCUAGAAGCAAGAUUUGCAGGUAUUGAUGGCACCUCCACAUAUACCAGUGGUGAUCAGAAAACUAUAAAGUCCACUAGGAAAAAAAACAGUGGGAAGACCCCACAUCUCCUGCUAAUGUUGUUGCCCUCCUACAGACUUGAGUCACAACAGUCCAACCGGCGGAAGAAGCGUGCUUUGGAUGCAGCCUAUUGUUUUAGAAAUGUGCAGGAUAAUUGCUGCCUACGUCCACUUUACAUUGAUUUCAAGAGGGAUCUUGGGUGGAAAUGGAUACAUGAACCUAAAGGGUACAAUGCCAACUUCUGUGCCGGAGCGUGCCCAUAUUUAUGGAGUUCAGACACUCAGCAUAGUAGGGUUCUCAGCCUGUAUAAUACCAUAAACCCAGAAGCAUCUGCCUCUCCUUGCUGUGUGUCCCAGGAUUUGGAACCGCUAACCAUUCUCUACUACAUCGGCAAAACACCCAAGAUUGAACAACUGUCUAAUAUGAUUGUAAAGUCUUGCAAAUGCAGCUAAGAUUCUUGGAAAAGUGGCAAGAUGAUAACCCCGUGGUGCAGGAUCAGGAGGAGAACAACGGCAAGAACAAUGACGAUGUUUGUAACAAGAAAACAUAAGAGAGCCUUGCUUCAACAGUGUUAAAAAUUUUUGAAAAAAGCGGUACUAGUUCAAACACUUUGGAAGUCUGUGUUCUGUUUGUUAAAACUGGCAUCUGAAACAAAACAAAACAAAACAAAUUGAAGGCUUUAUUCUACAUUUCACCUGCUCUGUAAGUGAGAGAGACAAGAAGCGAAACCUUUUUUUUUUUAAGAAAAAAAUAAACACUGGAAGAAUUUGUUAGUGUUAAUUAUGUGAAAGGAAAAAACAAACAAACAGGAAAAUCCCAUUAAGUGGAGUUGCUGUACAUACCGUUCCUAUCCCAUGCCUCACUUGAUUUUUCUGUAUUGCUAUGCAAUAGGCACCCUUCCCAUUCUUACCUUUAGAGUUAACAGUGAGUUAUUUAUUGUGUGUUACUAUAUAAUGAACAUUUCAUUGCCCUUGGAAAAUAAAACAGGUGUAUAAAGUGGAGACCAAAUACUUUGCCAGGAACUCAUGGAUGGCUUAAGGAACUUGAACUCAAACGAGCCAGAGAAAGAAGAGGUCAUAUUAACGGGAUGAAAAACCAAGCAAGUUAUUAUAUGACCAAGCAAGUCUGCAGUAAGAUAAAGACCCCGAAAACACAUGCUAUGUGCCGACUGCCCAAGGAAGCUUCUUGUAAGGUUCAAAACUGAAAAGCCUGUUAAUAAAGGAAACUUUCAGUCAGAAUAAGUCUGUAAGAUUUUUUUUUCUUUUUAAUUGUAAAUGGCUCUUUGUCAGUUUAGUAAACCAGUGACAUGUUGAAAUGUUUUGAUACGUACCGGUCCAACUUCAGACCUUAAAGUAUUGCCGGGUAGCUAUGCUAUAGGUUUUUCUUCGUUUCCGUAUAUGUAACCACACCUACAUUCUUAUAAUAGAUGAGGAGAGAAGCCAGUAUAAUUGGAAACACACCUGCAGAUCUCUUUUGCAAACUAUUAAAUCAGAACGUUAACUACUUUACAUGUAAUGUGUAAAUUUUUACCAUAUUUUUAAUGUUCUGUAAUAAUGUCAACUAUGAUUAUUUCGAUUGGACUUAAAUUGGGGCUCUUUUUAAUGAUCACUCAGACCUGUGUGUUUCCUUUAGCUGGCUAGGACUUUGAGGAAGGCCGCUGUAGUUUGACUUGCAGUACAAAUACGUGUUUUAGAGUAUUUGCUCCACGUGUGCUUUGUGCAUUGUCCAAUAUUAUGACAUAAGCUACCUGAGUCCACUUGUCCUUUUGUUUUCCUUUUAUAAAAAGGAUCGACUCAAGUUCACUAGUCUUCCUUCAUCUUCUAAGCAUCAUUACUAAUCCAUUCAGAUGUUAACCAUCUUCUAUGUUAGGAAAAUGGGACUAUGAUAGAUGUAUAGAUCACUGAGCUGAAAUAUUGUCAUUUUAGCAAGGGCCUCAGGAUCUGACUGAGACUCAGAAUCUUCGUGGCUGGGUGAAGACAGCUUUCUCCAACUUGGUUUCAUCGGUAUGUUCACAGAAUUUUAUGGUUUGUAGAGAUCAGACAGUUCAUAGGAUAUAUCUUCUCCUUUAAUCAGGUUUUUAGUGUUUCGGGGGGAAAUGGAAAGAUUGACAUUUUAGUUGAUUUUUUUUUUUAAGGGAGAAAAAAAAGCCCCGCUCAGCGUAAGUCACUUAGUUGAUUUCACUAAAGUUAAGGUUUUCAUAGAUGUUCUUUGACGGUUGUUAGAAGUACAAGCCAAAUAUGCCCAUGAUCAAAAAAUUCUGUUUUUCCCUCUGAAUGAGAGUUCUCUAGAUCUGAGGCUAGAAUUUACCUUGCUUUAAUAAAUGAAUGAUUGGCCGUAUCGUUGCAGAGAAGGUAACGUUCCGUCAAGGUUGAUAGGAGAUGUCAGUUUACCGGUUGUCUCUUCCUUAGCUUGAAGAGAAAAAUUAAUAGGCAAAACAAUGGAAUAUUUACAGUGUCACCUAAAGGGCAGCAUGGCGAGGUGUGAAUCCAAGUGAAGUUAUUUGAUCUAGUAGACUUCUUGUCUGACAUUUCCUGGCCGUUAAUGAAAUGACAAAUUGGAUUCACAGGUUUGAAAACUGGAAAAGCAAGAGAGGGGAUGCCACGGUAGUAAACGACCCUCGUGUUGGGUGUGACCCGAUCCCAGAAAUUGAGUGUGUUGAUUUUUUUCCUUCCAUUUUCUAUUAAUUCUAUGUAAAUCACUUUUAUUUCUGCAGGUAUUUUCCUCUCAGAUAGAAUGACGUUUUGUUUUGUAUUAUUUUGUCUUUCCUCAUGAAUGCACUGAUAAUAUUUUAAAUGCUUUAUUUUAAGAUCUCUUGAAUCUUUUUUUUUAGUUUGGGGGUUCUGUAAGGUCUUUGUUUCCCAUAAGUAAAUAUUGCCGUGGGCAGGGAGGGAGGUGGGAGGGAAUGGGAAGAUGUUAGUGUACGGG